Neoarius graeffei (lesser salmon catfish) is the source of this 1227-nucleotide messenger RNA. RefSeq lists its product as uncharacterized. Bases 303 to 965 code for a protein of 220 amino acids. Gene Ontology annotation, molecular function: sodium channel regulator activity. The transcript has 6 exons. Lineage: Eukaryota; Metazoa; Chordata; Actinopteri; Siluriformes; Ariidae. The record is from RefSeq and is a predicted model, not a curated record. Gene Ontology annotation, cellular component: voltage-gated sodium channel complex. Gene Ontology annotation, biological process: sodium ion transport; regulation of heart rate by cardiac conduction; cardiac muscle cell action potential involved in contraction.
ACACACACAGAUUCACACGAGCUAAACUUAGCUCUGCUAAACAUGUGUGGCACAGGAAGACGCACACUCUCUCUCUCUCCAAAACACUGCACUGGAUUUAACUGGAGAGUUUUAAACGAUUAAAGAGGGAAAAGUUUCAGAAAGAGAUUCGACUCGGUGCGAUCAUUUACUCUGAGGACGCUGAGGAAACAAAGAUGUCCCUCUGACUGACUGAGGAAGAGGAAAGAUCACAAAACAUUCAAGACACAACGUCUGACUGAGAUUUUCAUUUAUGAAUCGAUUUUAAAGCUGAUUUUCUGACAAUGUCACGGCCAAUCAGAUCACUAUGGGCUCUUUGCUUCAUUUUCAUGUUUGUGCGCUGGUGUGAGGGCAGCUGUGCCGAGGUGGACUCCAUGACGGAGGCGGUGGCUGGACAGGGCUUCCUGUUGGGCUGCAUUUCCUGUAAAAGAAGGGAGGAAAUAAGUGGCACUGCUAUGGUGGACUGGCACUUUAAACCGACCGGAGGCGAUGAGUUCUUCCAUAUCUUCCAUUACGAUUAUCCGACCUCCACCAUCCUGCAUGAGGACUUCGAGUCCCGCCUUGAGUGGCGUGGAACUAAAGGAACGGCGGAUCUCCAGAUCGGAGCCAUUUACAUCCGGAACGUCACGUUUAAUGACACCGGCACUUACACCUGCACAUUUGAGCGCACGCUCUUCCUCCAAUUUAGUACUGAACACGUGACCAUCAAAAAAACAGUGGAGCUCACCGUCCUGGCACACGCAAAGCGCAAUGUGACGGCCCUGGUUUCGGAGAUCAUGAUGUACAUCAUCAUCAUCGUACUGCAGCUGUGGCUGAUCGGUGUGCUAAUUUACUGCUACAAAAAAAUUUACGCUGAAAAUGAAGCUCGCGAGGCCAGAAACGCUCAGCGUACAAAAAAUAAGCUUCUGGACUCGAAGGACACUUGUGAUGGAGUGCACUUGGAGUAGCUGCACUUUCAGAGUGAUGAAUCCUGGAUGUUCUGCUGCUCACAAGAGGAAACAUCUUAAAGUCUUAAACAUAAACUUGUGAAUGUGAAUUUAUUUGUUUAAAGAGGUUUCUGAUUUAUCCAGAGUCACAGAUCACAGAAUUAUGGGCAACUUACCGACAUGCUAGUGAGCUCGGAUCUUCUAAUUAUUUCACUGCUUGUUUGUACGUUAGCAUAUUUUCUUUUUAUGCUGGUUUGUAAGCACACCUGUUUACGCUUACUGA